UUUGAUUCAUGGAAACUUUUCUUCCCAGAUCAAAUGAUUCAGAACAUUGUCAACUUUACCAAUGACGAGUUGGAUGAUAUCUCCUCAAACUAUGCUCGUGACAAACAAGAUUGUCCUAAUACUAAUGUUGAUGAAUUGCUAUCAUUUUUUGGGGUUCUUUAUAUGUUAGGAGUAAAAAAAGGAAACCACCUAAACACUAGUGAAAUGUGGGUCAAUGAUGGAACUGCCCCUGACUUUUUCAAAGCAGUCAUGUCUCAAAAAAGAUUCCAUCAGCUUGUAAGAGCAAUCAGAUUUGAUGACAAUAGAACCAGGGAGGAACGUAAAAAAAUUGACAACUUGGCUGCAUUUAGGGAUGUAUUCGAAACUUUUGUCAGUUUGUGUAAGGAACACUACACUCCAGGAGAGUACGUUACUAUUGAUGAGAUGCUGGAGGCAUUUCGGGGAAGAUGUAAGUUCAGACAAUACCUGAGCAAUAAACCAGACAAGUAUGGUAUAAAAAUUUAUGCAAUGUCGGACGCUCGAACAUUCUAUGUGUUGAACAUGGAAAUUUAUCCGGGCAAACAGCCCCCGGGCCCUUAUGCGUAUGACAACUCAGCAAGUAGCGUGGUUUUGAGACUAAUGGAACCUAUCGACAGAACAGGAAGGAACAUUACGAUGGAUAAUUACUAUACCUCUGUUCCCCUUGCCAAUGAGUUGUUCAUGCAUCAUAGAACCACUAUAGUAGGGACUAUAAAAAAAAAUAAGCGAGAGAUCCCAGAUUCAUUUAAAGAUGUCAACGGUAGACCAGUAGGCAGCAGCAUGUUUGCUUUUGGCUGUGACCCGAAUAGAGCCACAUUAGUCUCUUAUGUCCCGAAAAAAGGGAAAAAUGUUUUGAUGUUGUCGACAUUUCAUGAUGAUGACUCUAUUGAUCCCGAUUCUGAGGCUAACAAACCAGAGGUCAUUACUUUUUAUAACAUGACCAAAGGUGGGAUCGAUGUUGUAGACAGAAAGAAAAAGGACUACUCUGUAAAACGUAUUAGUAACAGGUGGCCUUUGACGAUUUUUUUGUGGACUCCUGAAUCUGGCAACUAUAAAUGGUCAGAUUAUCUACAACCUGAAUACAAAAGACACCAUGCAGAGGAGGACUUUCAUAACGAGCCUUGCGAGGGACCUAGUAAAGCCGCAUAUUCUACAUAGAGCUUCUAUUCAGACCCUCUCACUCCCGUUGAGGACCAGCAUCAGGGCUGUCGCCGGUGUAGAACUUCCUGAGCCAAACCCCCCACCAGUUGUCGAGGGACGAAAACCAAGGUGUCACUACUGCCCUGUCAGGAAAAACAGGUUUACUCCAUACAAAUGCUCAGCUUGUGAAAGAUCCGUAUGCAAGGAGCACACUGCCAAAACAAGCUAUUGGUGCCACAACUGUGCAGCAGAAGGGAACUAGAUCUAAGUUUUUGUUUCUUGUAUUAGUUUCCACUUCACAUGCAUUAUUUUUACAUUAUCAAUUUAAUUUAGAAUGUCUU
Molecule: messenger RNA, 1499 nt
Organism: Homalodisca vitripennis (glassy-winged sharpshooter)
Lineage: Eukaryota; Metazoa; Arthropoda; Insecta; Hemiptera; Cicadellidae
Exons: 2
Coding region: 1112-1420 (102 amino acids)
Source: RefSeq, a predicted model, not a curated record